Loxodonta africana (African savanna elephant) is the source of this 4223-nucleotide messenger RNA. It is a transcript of the gene BCAS1, whose product is annotated as brain enriched myelin associated protein 1. Gene Ontology annotation, biological process: myelination. The record is from RefSeq and is a predicted model, not a curated record. The coding region runs from base 629 to 2524 and encodes 631 amino acids. The transcript is spliced from 12 exons. NCBI's taxonomy places the organism in Eukaryota, Metazoa, Chordata, Mammalia, Proboscidea, Elephantidae.
UGAGUUUUCAGAGAAGGAACACUCAAAUAUUUUUCACUAAAAAGGGUAAUAGAAAAGUGGUAAGAUUGCACUCUGUCAGAGGCGGAGAACUUUCAAGACCAAGUAGAACGAGGCAGGCCUGUCGCGUUCCAGCUCCCCCAGGUUUCACUGUAGAUAUUUACAAGUAGUACUAAGUGCUAUGAAAAAAAAAAAUGCCAGUGCUGUGGAGGUUUUCGCAGGGAGAACUAAUUUAGUUUUUAGCUUUAAGAAACCUAAGAAUUACAAGCAUUGUUUUGUAAUUAUCCUCGCUCUAAGACUCCGUGAUGUAAUAGCCGUGACUUCAGCCGAGGGGGAAGAAACGUCGUCUGUACCGAAUACCCUUUGCAUGGUGAUGAAUAUCCUCCCCCAGCAAUGAAGUGCAAUUGAAAAUUGGGGCUGCAGUUGACUUUGAUUCUGUUGCCAGUGCAAGCUCCAAAUCCCAAUCAUUCCCCAAGACAAAUACACACUGUCCCCCCUGGGCUUGUGACAAUACUACCCGCUCGAAUGGCUUGUUGGGUCUCUCUCUGCACCUUAGCUUUCCGCUAGAAGGAAGACUUCUGUUACUCGGUUUCAGGUUUUGAUUUCUCUCUCUUUCUCUACUACAGCAACAAUGGGUAACGAAAUGAGUGUCCCACAAAGGGUUGAAGACCCAGAGGACGAAUCGGAGACAGCCACUAACCAGGUGGCAUCUAAGAACAAUUGUGUCACCAACGGGGUGCCUGUGAUUGUGUCAACGUGCACCAUUCAACACUACGAUGAAGUCGAUUUGGGAAUAAGUGUCCAAGAGGACAAUGUGGCCACUUCUUCCCCCAAGACAAUGGAGAUAAGCAGUGUUGCAGAUGCCAGCGGAAAGAAUCUUGGGAAAGAUGCCAAACCCGAGGCACCAGCUGCUAAAUCUCGUUUUUUCUUGACACUCUCUCGGCCUGUACCAGGACGUGCCAGAGACCAAGCCACGGAUUCAUCCAUUGGAUCAGUACAGCUUGAUGUCAGCUCCAAUAAGGCCCCAGUGAACAAAGCCCCAAGUGAGAGCAUGGCACUCCCGGUGGCAGCUGCAGCGGGGUCCGGCCCCGAUAACACCCCAGAGCAGACCCCCGCUGAAGACGAAGCCACCUCUUCCUCUUGGGGACCAGCCCCUCUCCCCCCUGAGUCAGGGGGAGCAGCUCCCUCCAAGCCCAAGGACACCAGCUUUUUCGACAAACUCUUCAAACUGGACAAGGGACGCCAAAAGGCACCAGCUGAUAACCAACCAGAAACCCGGCCUGCAGAGCGUCAGGAAGAGGCUGCUGAAACUGCAGGGUUACCCAGGCCGUCCGACGAUGGCCCCGCAGAGCAGGACCUAGUUGACAGCAAGGCAAAAGAAGGACAGGAAAUCACAACUUGGAGCUCUUCUGUCCCGGAGGCCCCAGAAGAAUUGGAGAUUGCAAAGGAGAACCCCCAGACCACAAAUACAACAGAGAAUAAUAAUUCCAUCAUGAGUUUCUUUAAAACUCUGGUUUCACCUAACAAAGCUGAAACAAAGAAAGACCCUGAAGACACGGCAUCCAAAGCUGAGAGUAUCUGUGACGGACAAGCUGGUCAGAAGACAUCAGAGAGCCAGGCAAAAGGCACCAAGAAAAAGCACCUGGAUAGCCCCAGGCUAGGACUUGCCUUUAGAAGGUUCUUUAGGCAUAAGGGUGCUGAAAAGUCACCCCCUGCUUUGGCUGACCCCAAGUCAGACAAGGCCAACUUCAUACCUCAGGAGGCCCAAGGGGCAGCCAGGAAUCCUAAAAGCUGCAACCCCCCGGGUCACGUGCCGUCUGCAGCAUCGGCUGAGACAGCAAAGGAAGGUGGCAAGGAGAAAGCAGGACCCACCUCUUCACCUCUGGGCAAACUGUUCUGGAAAAAGUCAAUUAAAGAGGAAUCAGUCCCCACAGGUUCAGAGGAGAAUGUGGUGUGUGAAUCCCCAGUAGAGAUUACAAAGUCCAAGGAGGUAGACUCGGCCUUACAAACAGUGGAUCUCAACGAGGAUGGAGAUGCGACACCUGAACCUGCAGAAGUAAAACCCAAAACAGAAGACAGCAAACCACCAAGAACCACCCUGAUGGCAUUUUUCAGGCAAAUGUCAGUGAAAAGGGAAGGAGGGAACACCCAUUCAGAAGAAAUAAAUGGGAAAGAUUCGAACUACCAAACAUCAGACUCUGCAGAGAAGGCCACCACACCACUGGAGCCAGAGCUGACCACAGUAGUCCAGAAGGGGAAAGAGGGCUCCUCGAAGGACAAGAAGUCACCAGCCGAGAUGGAGAAGCAGAAAAGCCGCAAGCAAGAAGCCAAAGAACCGGCCCCGUGUGCGGAGCAGUCUGUGGUGGAGAUGAACUCUCUGCAGAACGGGGACAAACCCCAGAAGAGACCUGAGAAGAGGCGGCAGUCCCUUGGGGGCUUCCUGAAGGGCCUGGGACCAAAGCGGAUGUUGGACGCUGAAGUGCAAACAGACCCAGUGUCCAUCGGACCCGUUGGCAAAUCCAAGUAAACAAACCAUCACAGUUCCCACCAAGUCCUCCUGCCAUCAAGAUACCUUCUCCCUCUUCAGCCACCUCCCCAAACUCGCUCCAUGUAUAUAUUUCUGAUUCUUGUGACCAUCAAACGAAAUUCUGCCUACCCAUUAAGCCUGAGCUGUUGUAUGUUGAGGUGUAUUUUUACGUCUCUGGUCCAGUCUUUCCUGGUAAAUAACUGUAAAGAUGGUUCAGCAGGUUCACUAGUUAGGUCAGAAGAGUUGAUGGUGGCCAAGCAGGGGGAAGGAGGAAGUGGAGGAAGGCAAUUCUAGUUACGAAAAAUGUCAGUGACAGUAUGUUGCAGAAUUAAUUUGGCUGCUAGGAGAAAUUAAGCUUUGUCGUAAAUACAUGCUCAUCCUCUGAGUUUGAAGAGGGGAAAAUAAAAUCGAUUUGUUUAAGUCCGUAUUUCCAAGAGGGAGAACACGGGCUGUGCGUUGGGAGGUUGCCAACUUCCUGGAAUGGAAUGUGUGAGGAGUGACAAAGGAAUGAAUAAGAGUGGUUUUUCAAAUAGGGUCUUUGAAUAUUACUGAUGAGAGGGAAAAGACUGGCUGGAGAGGGCUUGAAAUGAUUUUAGAAAACAAUUGCUUUUUGAGGCUCGGGGCAAGGGCGGGGAUUACAACUUCAAAAAAAAAAAAAGUAAAUGAAGUUGCAAGUUUAUUUUGCAACACCAGGGGGCGCCAAGGCCUCCAUUUUGAUCCCGCAUCCUGUAUCACUAACAAAGAUUUGGUCUUCUGCAAUCUUACAUUAUUAAUGUUUCUCGGAUGGCUGAGAGGCUUGCUUCAUCUGUUCUGUCUGACACUUAUCUCAAGCCUGUCUGUAAUUUCCUAAUGUUCUCAGGAUGUGCUCUGAUAAAACCCUCCCCAUAACCCCAGUUAAUAAAAGUUACAGAAGAUUAUUCAAAUACCUGAGUUUUUUUUUUUUAAUACUUGUACAGAGGAGUAAAUAGGAAAGUGAAUCUAUUAUAAUGUAACUCAAAGUCGAUAUGAUUGACUGACAGUCAUGUAUACUGUGCCUUUCUUUUUCUGAUUUAAUAAAAUGUAUCUAUACAUGCAUUUACUUCUAAAGUAUCUUUUCAUUUUCAACAUUUAAAGCAGGCCUCUCCUACUCUAUGUCUGGGUUGCCCUUAAUGUCACAGUAUGAAGUCAGUGCUAUUUCUCAUUGUAUCUUCUCUCCCAAACCUUCCUGGGUGUCCUCACACGGAGGCACAUACACAUACAAGUGCAGACACACACCAGCACACAGUAGGUGCUCACACAUGCACAUGUCUCCAGCUGGGUUGCAUAUGUAGGGCCCAACCUGAGACCGGGAUCCAGGGGCCUGUGAUUUACUGAGGGAGGGUUCCCAGAGAAAGGGAGAGAGCAAGGGAAACACAUGGAGCAGGGAAGGAGCUGAGGAAGGGCUGGUCUCAGUGGGACUUGAGCUUCAUCUUGAUCCCAUGGGGCCUCGGAAGCAUGACUGGCACCAAAGAGUUGGUUCCACCUUGAGGCAAGGAGACCAGCCCUUGCACCUUCUGUUGACGAAAAAAGGGGUCCCCUGGGAGGUGGGUGGGGUCCGACCUGGACAAACUACUCCCACUGAGCUCAGAAGCAGGGGAGAGCUGGGGUCCCUUAGCAGCCAACACCCACAAAAGCUGGGGGUGGGUGCACUGGCAGUGCCCACUACUGAGACACACCUGUA